AUGAAGGACACUACAAUGUAUAGCCCAAAUUACUCUUCUCAUAUUGAUCACUUAGGUGUAGUUCUUCAUUUACUAAAAAGCCAAAAGCUGUGGAUCAAUGGUAAAAAGUGCAGUUUUAGAGAGUCUCAGCUGGAGUAUCUUGGGCACAUAAUCUCCUUAGCUAGAAUCUCUGCUAAUCCUGCAAAGAUUUCUGCUAUGGCACGAUGGCUAGCACCCAAGGACAUUCGCAGUUUGAGGGGAUUCCUAGGGUUAAUCGGGUACAAUUGCCGCUUUGUUUGGAGUUAUGGUGUUAUUACUAAACCUCUCACUCAGUUACUGAAGAAGAAUAAUUUCAAAUGGACAGAAGAGGCACAAACUGAAUUGACCAACUUAAGAGGGAGAUGA
Messenger RNA from Abrus precatorius (Indian licorice), 384 nucleotides. RefSeq lists its product as uncharacterized. NCBI's taxonomy places the organism in Eukaryota, Viridiplantae, Streptophyta, Magnoliopsida, Fabales, Fabaceae. The coding region runs from base 1 to 384 and encodes 127 amino acids. The record is from RefSeq and is a predicted model, not a curated record. The transcript is spliced from 2 exons.